Messenger RNA from Pyrgilauda ruficollis (rufous-necked snowfinch), 2231 nucleotides. RefSeq names its product caltractin. NCBI's taxonomy places the organism in Eukaryota, Metazoa, Chordata, Aves, Passeriformes, Passeridae. Bases 459 to 974 code for a protein of 171 amino acids. Gene Ontology annotation, cellular component: centrosome; centriole. The record is from RefSeq and is a predicted model, not a curated record. The transcript is spliced from 5 exons. Gene Ontology annotation, molecular function: calcium ion binding. Gene Ontology annotation, biological process: mitotic cell cycle; nucleotide-excision repair; centriole replication.
UAUUAUGUCGUAGUAUUGCUAGGGAGAGGAAGCGCGUCCCGGCCCGCCUGCUCCACACGUUCGGGGGGAAGCCGCCCGGAGCGGACACACCGGAACUGCAUUGGCAGCGGCCUGGCCGCUUCCUGCGGCCCGGAGGGUGCCCGGCGGGCCGGUGCGGGUGUCUCACCGGAGGGGCCGCGCUCCCGGCGCUUCCCUGGACACGGAGUUGCCUGGACACGGCCGCCGCUCCCUCAGGCUCCCUGCGGGCGAGCCCGCCCUCGCUCUCCCUCAGCUGUCCCUCACGGGCACGCCGCGCUGUGAUUGGCCGGCGCCGUGAGGGGGGGCGGCUUCCCGCGCUCGUUCCUCCCGCUCAUUGGCCGGCUGGGCGGCGCGUGCCGGUUGCGCGCGGCGGUGCGGAGCUCCCGUGCCGUCCCGUUCCGUCCCGUCCGGUCCCAGCCCGGAGCGGCAUUCCCGGCCGGAUGGCAUCCAACUAUAGAAAACCUGGCUUAGGUACAGCCCAGAGGAAGAAAAGUGGCUUGAAACCUGAACUUACAGAAGAGCAAAAGCAGGAGAUCAGAGAAGCUUUUGAUUUGUUUGACACUGACGGAUCUGGAAGCAUCGACAUAAAAGAACUGAAGGUUGCAAUGCGUGCCUUAGGCUUUGAGCCAAAGAAGGAAGAGAUUAAGAAGAUGAUAGCAGACAUUGACAAGGAAGGGAGUGGCACCAUCAACUUUGAAGACUUUUUGGCUAUGAUGACACAAAAAAUGAGUGAAAAGGAUUCAAAAGAAGAAAUCCUGAAAGCUUUCAGAUUAUUUGAUGAUGAUGGCACAGGAAAAAUUUCAUUCAAAAACUUGAAAAGGGUUGCCAAGGAGCUGGGAGAAAAUUUAACAGAUGAAGAACUUCAGGAAAUGAUUGAUGAAGCUGAUCGAGAUGGAGAUGGGGAAGUCAGCGAGCAAGAAUUUUUGAGAAUCAUGAAGAAAACUAGCUUAUACUAAUAUCUGUUGCCUUGCUAUACUGCUGGUCCAAAAGAUAACCUGGAAAAGGUUUAAAAACUGGGCUUGUGCCUCCUGCAUGUUUUCUGCCAUGUGAACGAAGUCUUAAAGGGCAGAUUUUUUGGUUUAUUUCUCUUUUUCAACAAAGAUAAUUGAGGAAGGAGGGCUGCAGUACCCAAGACUGCCAAAAUGACAUACUGCAGAAGUCAAGGAAGAUACUGCAAGGCAGGGUCCCUUCCCCUCUACCAUAAUAACUUCCCUGAUUGCCAUUUUGGAUAAAAACCACUGUGUUUUACUAUUUAACUAAAAAAUACUUCACUUCAGAUGUGAAGAUGCCCACUGCUGUUGGGAAAGGCUACUUUGCCUUUCCUAAGGCUACUGAUUGAAGGGACAAGCACAGUAUUUUUUAUUCCUUUGAAGGUUUUUUAGGUUAUCUUUUGGUAUUUGUCUCCUGUUGUUUAUUUCCAUAAAAGACUCUAAAAUUAAUUGUAUAUUUGUCUGUAUUUCUGUAUGAAACACUGUUUUCCUAUGGCAAGUUGUUUUUGGAUUUAAUGGAAAGAAAAUGUAGAUUUGGUUCUUCCUUUGGAGCUGUGUGCCAUCCAUAGAUGUUGUUGUGUUUAUCUGAUCACCUGAAACCAGAAUGAAACUUGAAUGUAACCUGCUUGGGUGACCAAAGUUUAUUGUUUAUAACCAGGCAACACAUUGUGCCAUUGUUCUUACUCCCCAGACAUCACAGAGCUGCUGUUACUCCAGGAUUUCAGGUACCUAAAAAGUUCAGUUCCAUGGUGCAGUAGAGUAAAUUUUGUCUUGCUGACAGUUACACUGCAGAGAGGAUUUGCAUCUCAAGUGAAAAAGUCGCUCACCAUGGACAGACAUCUGUGGAGCUCUGAAUAGAUUUAAAUCCAUGCAAUCCAAAUCCAUUUCGCACAUCACAGGUUUUGGGAUGUUUCUCUUAGGAGUACCUUCAUUUUCUUCAGUAUUUCUUUCAUAUACUGUCAAUCCAGGACUUAUUGGAGAGCCACAUUUCCCUCUGAAUUCUAGAGCAGUGACACACAGCCUGCUAUCUGAUUAUGUUGCUCUGCAGGAGGGUUUAUCCUUUGUAGACAAUCAGCUUCAAAACUUUCAAAUCCUGUAAAGCUCCAGAGGCCUGAGAAGUCCCCCUGUUAACAUGGUGGCUGUAGAUGUAAUCUGUAGUACUGCAAGUGUUUUAAAAUGUCUUACCUUUGUAUAAGUGUGAAAUAAAACUGUUUUGCAAGUUAA